Penicillium waksmanii is the source of this 960-nucleotide messenger RNA. RefSeq lists its product as uncharacterized. The transcript has a single exon. Lineage: Eukaryota; Fungi; Ascomycota; Eurotiomycetes; Eurotiales; Aspergillaceae. The record is from RefSeq and is a predicted model, not a curated record. Bases 1 to 960 code for a protein of 319 amino acids.
AUGUCGAAGAAUAUCGCGUCGGACCUCGCGGAGUCGCUGAUACACAAAUCCGACGUCGGAGAUCCUGUGCGAACAAAUGUGUUUGCCGCUUUCGCUGGUAUCGCCUGGUACAAUGCCAUUGAGCUGAUUAUCCUCUGUUUCGUCUCCUUCAAACGUCACCGUGGCUGCUACUUCUGGAGUCUCCUCAUCUCCUCCGUCGCCAUCAUCCCUCAUGUCCUCGGCUAUGUCCUUCUUUUAUUCCGAACCGGGGUAUCCCCCUAUAUCUGUGUCACUCUCGUCAUCGUGGGCUGGAUUGCCAUGGUGACAGGGCAGUCCGUCGUUCUAUGGUCACGUCUACACCUGGUGCUGCAAAAUUCGAAAGUACUCUGGGGGGUUCUAUGGAUGAUAAUCAUCGAUGCCAUCAUCUUCCACGUCCCUACAACGGUCUUGCUGUACGGAAAUGUGACCUACCCGGUUGGGCCCUGGGCGAAGGGCUACAAUGUCAUGGAAAGAAUCCAACUGGUCGGCUUCUGUCUCCAGGAACUCAUCAUCUCGGGCAUAUACAUAUGGGAAACUGUAAAACUCCUCAAACUGCGUCCAGAAGGCCGGCCAAAUGGAAUUCUGCAUCAACUCCUCAUCAUCAACGUCGUCAUUCUCAUCCUGGACGUGGCCAUCGUGGCUAUCGAGUACACCGGCUAUUAUUCGAUCCAGGUGAUGUUCAAACCCGUCGCCUACGGGAUCAAACUGAAAUUGGAGUACGCCAUCUUGGGGAAACUCGUCGCUGUCGCCCGCGGUACCUACAACAGCGAGGAAUUGCCUUCCAGCGCCCGCGAAAUAAACCCCUAUCCUUCCUACCCAUCCUCCCAAGAACCGUCGCAGCUCAAUUCGGAAUCCCGCCGCAAUAUGCCACAACAAUACAGCCCUCCUUGGUUUUGGGAGGAUACACACCAAACCAGCAAUACCUCCUCCCUCAGACUUUAA